This is a messenger RNA of Megalops cyprinoides (Indo-Pacific tarpon), 1989 nucleotides long. RefSeq names its product WAS/WASL interacting protein family, member 1a (gene wipf1a). Gene Ontology annotation, molecular function: actin binding. The transcript has 9 exons. The coding region runs from base 430 to 1899 and encodes 489 amino acids. The record is from RefSeq and is a predicted model, not a curated record. NCBI's taxonomy places the organism in Eukaryota, Metazoa, Chordata, Actinopteri, Elopiformes, Megalopidae.
CUAUUCAUGUGCAUAAAUUUGUUCGUGAACAAUUAUAUCUUCAAUAACCUAAAAGAGAAAAGGAACAAAACUUCCGUUGCUUCUCUUUUAAUUUGCCUUUUAUUCUGAUCCCUUUAUUUAGACGUGAACGAAUUGCAUUUUAUGUCUUUAAGUGCUGGCAUAGUGUAGUAACGCCUUCUCUGAAGUUCAGCAAGUACCACAUCUGGCAGCAUUGCAUCACUGCGAAUGUCCCGGAUUUGGGAGAAGCAGAAGUUUCUCCGGAGCUCCAGUCGCCGACGCUAUAAAUACUUUAAAUCGGGAGUUAAAUGCCUUUCUCGCAACUUUUUGUGAAGACACAAGCGAGUCGAGAGUGAUGUGAAUUCAGCCUGAGACAAAAAGCAAAGAUCGCGCAGCAGGAGUGAGAAGUGAGAGGAUUACAGAGGGGACAAGAUGCCAGUGCCCCCACCACCGCCUCCACCUGCUCCUCCACCAACAUUCGGCUCGGCGAACACAGAAAAGCCGGCCCUCAACAAGUCUGAACAGCAAGGAAGAAAUGCACUGCUCUCAGACAUCACGAAAGGAGCACGGCUUAAGAAGGCGGUAACCAAUGACAGAAGUGCCCCAAUACUCGACAAACCCAAAGGAGGAGGAGGAGGAGGAGGAGGAGGUGGAGGAGGUGGAGGAGGGGGUGGUGGUGGAGGGUUUGGGGGAGGAGCUGCUGGAGGGCUGGGUGGGCUCUUCCAGGGCGGGAUGCCGAAGCUGAGAUCUGCAGGGAACAGAGACAAUAACGACUCUGGAGCUGCCAGGCCUCCCAUGCUGCCUCCGGGUGGUAGAUCUCCUGGACCCAAAGCCUUUGGUGGGGGUGCGGGCGGCCCUCCACGGCUGCCUGGAGCUCCCCCUGUCCCACGGGGUGGCGCACCCGACCUACCCAAACCCCGUGCUACUCCCCCGAGACCUGAGCCAGGUGGGGGACCACCCCCAGUGCCCAAUACUCCUCGUCCCGGUCAGGGCAGCUUUCAGAACAGAGGCCCGCCUCCUCUUCCUGGAGGAGGCCGGCCCCCAAGCUCCGCCCCAACCCCCACCCCUGCAAGCCUCCACGGGCGCCCCGGCCUGCCCCCCACCCCAGGGGGGGGCCCGGUCAGUCGCCAGUCGUCCAUCUCUGGACCUGGUGGCGGGCGUCCCCCUCUCCCCCCAGCCCCUGGUAGGUCCUCAGAUGACCGCCCCCCUCCUGUCCCAGGAAGUAACAGACCGUCCAUGCCCCGGGACGGCCCCCCUCCUCCACCCCCCUCUAUGAAUAACAAGCCCAUGCCCCCACCAUCAUCCCGACCUCCCGCUAGCAAUGCCCCCCCGCUGCCCCCUGGCAGACCGGGUCCCCCGCCGGUCCCCCCCACACCCGGCAGCGACGAGCCCACCCCCCGGCUGCCCAUGAGGAACCUGUCCCUCAACUCCCACGCCCCCGCCACCUCGCCCAGCCGCGGCUCCCUGCCCCCCCCUCCCAAUGAGAGGCCGCCCCCGCCGGGCAGAAACCCACCAGGCCGCACAGGUCCCCUCCCGCCCCCACCUCCGGGGUCCAGGGGCGGAGGAAGCGUGAGGUCAUCGCCAGCCCCUCCCCCGCCGAUGCGACCAGAAACCGAGCCUCCCCGAGGAGGGGGACACAGACCGCCCCUCCCGCCCGACCGGACAGGAGGAGGGGGCCCCCUGCCUCCCCCGCCCCCCAUGGGGAACGGAUUCCAGAACUGCCAUCCCCCUGCGGAUGACUGGGAGAGCAGGUUCUCCUUCCACCCGCUGGCGGACCUGCCCCCGCCAGAGCCCUACGUGCCCUUUCAGAAGACCUACCCCAGCAAGAUGGCCAAAAACGAGAACAGAGGCUCCGGAAAGAAGGAGAGGGGCGCGCCUCCGCUGCCACCCAUCCCGAGGUGAAGGGAGGCCAGCUGUCCCAGAGGAACGGUCGCUUUUGGACCUCCGCCCCAACCCCCGGUCCUGUCCCUUGUCACUGCCCCCUCCCCUCCC